Messenger RNA from Rhagoletis pomonella (apple maggot), 1014 nucleotides. RefSeq lists its product as uncharacterized. The transcript has 3 exons. NCBI's taxonomy places the organism in Eukaryota, Metazoa, Arthropoda, Insecta, Diptera, Tephritidae. The coding region runs from base 1 to 1014 and encodes 337 amino acids. The record is from RefSeq and is a predicted model, not a curated record.
AUGACGAUUCCGCUUUUGGAGUUACAGGCUGCAGUCUUGGGUUGCUGCCUUAAAGAGUCGCUUGAACGCUGCCAUGAUUUCCGAGUAGACAACACUACGUUUUGGAGUGAUUCCAAGACUGUCAUACUCUGGAUCCGUUCAACCAACCGAAAUUUCAAGCAGUUUGUCGCCUAUCGCGUAACCGAAAUAUUAGGCGUACCAUCUGCGGACCAAUGGCGGUGGAUUCCGACAACGCUGAACGUCGCUGACGAGGUGAGACGAGCCUGUUCAUCCUUUGAGAGCGAAACACAAUCAAGGUGGUUCACGGCACCAGGGUUUCUCUACCAAGACACAUCGCACUGGCCACAGGAGUUACCAGAGCUGACAUCCGACCAUUGCGCUUCGGAAGAAUGCGUGGGACGAGUCUUAUUGCUGUCAAAUUCUGGCGAAGUUGUGGCCUGGAUUUUCCGAUUUUUCUACAAUGCUAUAUCUGGUACUCGUCAAAGUGGAGAGCUGAAUGCCAUAGAGCUUGCCAACGACGAGAAAACCGUUCUUCGAAAAGUUCAGAACGACUCUUUUGCUGAAGAGAUCAACGCCAUUAAGCGGAAAACGUCUCUUUCGAAAUCGAGUGCGAUAUACCAGCUGACAGCGUUCUUAGAUAGCGAUUGUCUGCUAAAAGUCAACGGCAGAAUCGAUUCCGCGUACUGCCUGCCUAUUACAGCUCGACGCCCGGUUAUUUUACCUCAAAACCAUCAUGUUACACGACUUAUUAUGAAGCAGUAUCACUGUCAACUUCACCAUCAAACUUAUUGCCUAACCAUCAAUGAAAUGAGACAAAGGUUUUGGGUACCGCGUGCGCGCUCACUACUUAAGUCAACGAAAAGGGAGUAUCCGGUAUGCGCUUACAACAAAGCUAAACCAGCGAUUCCGCUUAUUGGCCAGUUGCCAUUAGAUCGCUUAACGCCAUACGUUCGUCCGUUUUCGUACGCCGGAGUCGACUAUUGCGGUCCGUUUUAUAUAAAGUAUAAUGCCUAG